UCCCUUCUCUUAUGCUUCUCCAAUUCCAGAUAUGUCGGUAUUGUUCCCGGAUAAUCCGGGUACAAGUCUUGGUGAGGCACGAUUCUCGAAUUUCACUCAAGAAAUACCGGAACAAAGCCCGGACUGGAUAGCUGAUAUUUUCCCUAAUAAUUCUUUCAUUGAUAGUGAAGCACAUACUGUGAUCAAAGGAUUCUGUCGAAAUGUGCUCUUGUACGAGUUACCAUAUCUUGGAUUACGGUAUUGGGAUGUCGCUAUAUUAGUACCGAAUCUGUUGUUCUCGCUAUUUCUAAUAUUAAAUGCCAGGCAUGUCCUGAAAAAAAUCACCAAUUCGAAAAGUCCCGUAUUUAGGGCAUUUUUUCUUCUGGUUUACCUUACUACUUUUAUGAAUAUUGUACGAUGCAUCGUAUCGAUGUCAAUCAGUGCAACAAACCCGGUUGGCGAGCUGGUGGACAAAAUCCUAUGGAUUUCGCUGAAAUUUUUCUACAUGACCUCGGAGCUGAGUGUAUUGACGUUUGCGCUUUUAUUUGGACACCUUGAUAGUUCAACAAGUAUCAGAAGAGCGCUCAUAGCGACGCUACUGAUUAGCUUAGCUCAUACCGGUAUACAGUCUGUUUUGGAAUUAAAACUUAUCGAUCAGUCAAUAACAGACGGCUUCUUCGACCUUCAUUCAGAAGGAGGUCUAAUAUUCUGGAUGCUCACAUCUGCUGCUUUCGCUCUUAUAUAUCUAUUCGUCUUGUGUCUGCCACUUACAUGUGUCAGGAGAUAUGUGACUUUACCAAGUAAAUGCUCUUUCUACUUGUACUGUAUAUUGCUAUCAUUUUUGAAUAUCUUGCAAGCUUUGGGUGCGGUUUUGCUGUUUUUCCAAGCUACAGAUGGAAUGUGCUUUGUCGAUUUCUCGACGUAUCUCUACUUCUGUUUUUACACCCCAAUCGUAUAUGUGACCUUCUUGAGGAGGUCUCUAAAACAUCCAAACUCAAACUCUGGUAAUAGCCUAUUUUCGUACAGGAAGCAGCGUGAUGAGCACGGCUCUGGCGAUUUGCCAGAUUCGUAUUAUCCACGUUUUUCGGGCUUAACCUCACCAUCAUACGACGAUUUAUUCGAUUGUUCUCCACGUUAUGCUACUGCUCCUUUUCCGGAUGCUCCGCUGAUGCUCUCGACAGCGGAGACAGCCGAAUCGACGGUAACAACGAGAACUGGGUCUGAUGAGUGGGAAGCCAGGCAUUCUGGUUAUUGGGAUACCAACAUGGAAACACGACAUCUGAAAGGUCUGGGUGCUGAUGGAAGCCUCGUCUUCGACGAUGACCCGUACCCACGAUGGCAUCGAUGAAGGGACCUACAAAAUCGGCCCCCGUGGAUUCAAAGACACCUCAUACACGCUCCAUCAACGCUAGUGAAGCACAAAUCUCAGCUGUACCCUAUUUAACGCCCGCAGCACUUUCCUAGCGUGAAUUCACCCGAAAAACUCAUCCGGAAGCGUGUGAAUUUAUAGCUUUAAUCGCUUAAAAUCAGGCAUAGGAAGUUUACACUUUGUUUUUUGGUCAACAUAUCAGCUGCAGAGCACGCUUACGAGAGAUAGGUACCUCAAUGGGUUAUCAUCAGCCCUCGCUGAACCUCCACAUUCUUAUAGAUUUUUCCAUUAUUUCUCAUACCGGUGAUUUCCCCCGAGGUGACUCCAUCUCAGCUAAUUUAUAUAUCAGAGCAUCCCGAAUGAUAAUAUUCUGUUAAUACGGUUUCCUGUGUGUUUUCGUACGUUUAGCUCUUUUCUGACUGCAGCAUCCUAGAAAAUCCU
Messenger RNA from Cylicocyclus nassatus, 1789 nucleotides. Lineage: Eukaryota; Metazoa; Nematoda; Chromadorea; Rhabditida; Strongylidae. The record is from the annotation of a GenBank genome assembly.